AUGACAGAGAAGGAGCCGACGGAGCUGGUGAGCUGUGGCCGCUGCAACUCUGUGAACUCCGUGCCUUUCGGCUUGGACCGCUUCCAGUGCUACAGCUGCGGCGUCUCGGUCGUGAUCUCCCGGGAGUCCUCGGCGGCAUGCGCUGCCGCUUCGCCUACGGCUCUCUACCUCGACAACUUGCAGGCCCCGAAGGAGGCGAAGGAAGGCAAGAGCUCCCAGAGCGCCCCGUCGAAGAAGCAAGAGGCCAGCUCACGAGGCUUCUUCGAGAAGCUGACCCGGCAGGUGGACAAGACCUUGCAGAAGGUGGAGCAAUCACUGUUCGCGGACCCGCCUGCUGGACAGGCCCCGGCCAAGGCGUCGCCAGCACUGCCUGUUGGGCAGCCGCUUGACGAGGGCAAGCAGAAUGUGAGUCCCGGGCGGGAGGCGAAACCUCGGAGCCCCGCUGCUGGUGGCUACGAGGCGUCGCAAGGCGUGCCUCCAAAGGCAGCGCCGUCCAUGCAGGCUGCGCCGAACACGGAGCGCCUUCGUGCGGCCGAGGAGCGUGCUGCCCGGGCCGAGCAGCUGCUGGAGGCCGCGGUGGCCCGCGAGGCGGUCUCCGCCUCGGAGCGCCUGACGUUGCGGAAGCAGCUGGAGACCCCUUUUGCUCUUCUAGAAUUUGGAACGCCGGACUUAGAUUGUGACCGCAACACGCAUUUCGAUGCCUUUGUCGAUCUGCAGAGACCGGUCUGA
Messenger RNA from Symbiodinium natans, 729 nucleotides. The record is from the annotation of a GenBank genome assembly. NCBI's taxonomy places the organism in Eukaryota, Dinophyceae, Suessiales, Symbiodiniaceae.